CUGGCUUUUUCCAUCUCCAUUAUUCACAUUUACUUUUCACGCUGGCUCUUUGGUUGAGUUUAUUACUGCCAGUUUCUCGAUGGCUGAAGCCCCUAGUGAACUUGUGCUUUAUGGGGAUAGUCAAUUGCUUGAAGAGCCAGAACUGCGCAGUCUGCACCUUAUCGUGAACACAAUGGUGACAACACGAUCGGCAACAGAAACUAGCCGCAACUCCCAUUAUCGAGCCUUCGCAUCUUCGUCAAGAGCCGAAAUUGGCUCCCAUGCCCCGAACACGCCGCCUUCUAAUGUACCAAGGCCGGGAGCGAUAAGCAAUCCUUUUGCCCCAAGCCCAGGAAGGCUAAGCGAUCCUUUGGCCCCGAAGCUGCCUCGCUGGUCACACGUUAGAACACGAUAUAGGACUAGUACUCGACGAAUUUUCCAGCUUGACGAGAGCCAAGAGGCCAAUACCUCAGCGAAAGUACGAAAAGGAAAAGGCAAACAAAAGGCCGUUUCGAAAGGCAUCACCAAGAAGCAGACGAAAGCAGAAAAAGCCAAAGCUUCUCAAAUUCCGCAACUGCAAAAGCAAGAGAGGGCCAAAAAGCUCCAAGCAAUUAAGGCCAAGCGCAAGGCCAAACAACAAAAAAAUGAUACCAAAGCCAAGGGCACCAGUAAGGCCAAACAACAGAAAACCGAUACCAAAACCAAGGGCACCGGUAAGGCCAAAAAGAAGCAAAAGAAAACCAAUACCCCUCAACAACGAAAGAACCGCAAGGCUAAUGCUCGUCAAGCAGCUUCCGAUGACUCUGACAGUGAUGAGUAUUUCUCUGCCGACGACAAUCCAGCUUUCCUUCUUGGACCCAAGCGACACAAAACUGUUGCUCAUUUGGGCAUGCCAAGCGACAGGAUGGCGGCUUCCUCGACCUUUCAAGCUCCAAUGCUUGCUGGUCUCGGCGAAUCUGAUCUCGGCGAAUCCGAUCUCAGUGAUAUGAGCGUGGAUAUGGGUCGCAUGCAUGUUACUGUCGAUGGACAGCCUCUUAGUACUGCAGCCACGGAGACCACCGUUGGUUCAGAUACUUUGCCCUUCGUCUUGGAUGCCGAACCAAGUGAAGUUGACUACGUCGAGACUAGGAGGGACAUCUUGCCUCGACGACGUGGUGGUCGAAGAGGCCGAAAUAAGAGGGUCAUUCGCGGUGAUGAUCUGAUUAUUGAUGAUAGUCAAGAUGAUGUGAAUGACGAGCAAAGGGCCCUGGAAGAAGAUUACAUGAUGCAUGCUGAAGGUGAUAUCGAUGGGUAUCAGACCUUGUCACUGGAUAGAGAUCCGAUAGAGUAUGACAUUCCCAUGUCUGCUUUAUUGGAUCCGUCUAUUCCACAGUAUGACCGAUUCCAUGAACUUCUGCCCGCUCAUGUCUACACAGAUGAAGACCCGUCAGCUCGAUCUGCGGGUUUUCUUCCAUUGACUCAUCUCAAUAACGCGUCCUCUAGUACUUUUUCGACAAAUGGUUCCGGCCGGGGUAUAAAAGACACGUGUUUCAAUUGGACAUACCAAGACUGAACCAAUCUUUUAUUUUCUUCUUAGAUUUGCGACGAAAGAUGAUAUUGCCACCAUCAAUGAAAAAAUCCUACUAUGUGCCUUACAACUUUGGUUCUAGUGACCUAGAAUACAACAUUGAAAAGUAAGUGUACGAGCUAAGUCUACGGCAUAUUCAGGUGUUGUAUU
This is a messenger RNA of Radiomyces spectabilis, 1696 nucleotides long. RefSeq lists its product as uncharacterized. Lineage: Eukaryota; Fungi; Mucoromycota; Mucoromycetes; Mucorales; Radiomycetaceae. The transcript is spliced from 8 exons. The coding region runs from base 80 to 1531 and encodes 483 amino acids. The record is from RefSeq and is a predicted model, not a curated record.